ACUUUACCAAACGCUUUCUAUUUUUAUAUAAUGUUUUUCAAUUGUCUCAGCUUGUCAAACAUUUAAAUCAUGGAGCAAGCACAAAGAAGUUGAUGAAGGGAAGUUUUACAGUAACUUCACUGCAUCAGUUGUUUACGUAAAUUAACUUGACACCAGCUUGCUUCAUUCUGGUGUUAGUGACUGACUACACUUUAUUGGCUUUGCGUGAUGGCAAGCACUCACAGAGCAACGAUAAAACGAUGAACGAUGUUACUAGAGUGUCAACGACUUCAAAGUAAUUAUAGUAUGAAAUUAAAUUUUAUGUAUAUGAAAAAAAUUUUGUUCACUGUAUAAACUUCAUUCUCGAAAAAAUAGUGUUUUGCAAAAUUUUGUUCGAUCUUUUAUAUACGGAAAUCUUUAAUAAAAGAACGAAAUGAUUUCUCUACAAUCUCACAAUCAGGUCUUGUAUCACCUGACCCAAUUUACAUCUGUUAUUUCACCAAGAUCUACACCAUUUGUAAUUCCAAUAAAAAAACAAAAUGAUUCUGGAAAUAAAAUAACUGAAAGUAUUUUAUGUAAAAGCAGCUUUUUAGAGGCUAUAAAAAGUUGUAAAGAAUUAUGUAUAGACAAAUUAAAUGUACAAAAUUUGGCUACUCCAUUAAGAAUUAGUAAAAAUGAUAUAUUGAAAAUUUUAGAACAGUUAUCGAAAAAAGAAAGUUCUGGUAGUUUAACAAAAAAUAAGUGGAAAGAGUCAUAUGUUUCAGGAAUAAGUUUUAAUGAAAAUAAAAAAAACUCUUAUGCACAAUUAACAGAUACUAUUAACUUAUCAACUGUGUAUCUUUACACUAAACCUCAGUAUAGAUUUCUUCAUAAAUUUUGUUCAUCAGUUAUAUAUCCAAAUAGUUUACAAGUCAAAUAUUUUAAAACAUAUCGUAGCAUUAAAGAAGAUGUUAUUAGAAAUCCUCCAUUAAGUGUAAGAUUUCGAAAAUGGAUGGAAUCUGAUGGAAUAGAUGAUGGAUCUAAACAGAAAACUACAAAUGUAUUCUCAAAAAAACCAGUAGAAAUAGAUAAGUUAAGAAAAUCUCAAAAUGAUAAAUAUAUAAAAGUUGGUGAAUUACAACAUAUCAAAGCAGCCUUUGCUGAAGGUUAUCUAGCAGGACAUGAUCAAAAACACAAUGGAUGGACAUUUAAAGCAUUAAAAUUUACACAACAAAUUUUUGUAACUCUUUUACUUGUUGUACUUGUAGUUGUUCUAAUGGGUGCGUAUAAAUCAAUGACAGGGGGUGGUGUUUUCAAAAUUCAAAUGAGUAAUAAAGUAGAAGUGAAUCCAGAAGAUAUUCAAAUUACAUUUAAUGAUGUGAAAGGUGUUGAAGAGGCUAAAUCAGAGUUAUUGAAUAUUGUGGAAUUUUUGAGAAAUCCAAACAAAUUUUCAGCUCUUGGUGGAAAAUUACCAAAAGGUGUAUUACUUGUUGGUCCACCUGGAACAGGAAAAACAUUAUUGGCUCGAGCUGUAGCUGGCGAAGCUGGUGUGCCUUUCUUUCAUGCAGCUGGCCCUGAAUUUGAUGAAAUAUUAGUUGGGCAAGGAGCUCGAAGAGUAAGAGAAUUGUUCAAGUCUGCGAAAGAGCGAGCUCCUUGUGUUAUUUUUAUUGAUGAAAUUGAUUCUGUUGGAGGACAACGUACGCAUUCUGCCAUACAUCCUUAUGCUAAUCAAACAAUUAAUCAACUUCUUUCUGAAAUGGAUGGCUUUCAUCGAAAUGAAGGAGUUAUUGUUUUAGGAGCAACAAAUAGACGCCAAGAUCUUGAUAAAGCAUUAUUAAGACCUGGUCGAUUUGAUUCAGAAAUUCUUGUUCGGGCACCAGAUUAUUUUGGACGCAUGGAAAUUUUAGAAUUAUAUUUAACAAGAAUAUUAGCUCGUGAUAUUAAUACAGAAGUGUUAGCAAAACGAACUAUUGGAUUUACUGGUGCAGAUAUAGAAAAUAUGAUUAAUCAAGCAGCUUUGAAAGCUGCUAUAGAAGGUGCUGAAUAUGUUACAAUGGAUCACAUAGAACAGGCAAGAGAUAAAGUUAUAAUGGGACCUGAAGGUAGAAGAAGAGCUAUUAAUGACGAAGAAAAUAUUCUUACAGCAUAUCAUGAAGGAGGUCAUGUAUUAGUUUCAUAUUUUACAAAAGAAGCUCCUCCUUUGCAUAAAGUUACAAUAAUACCAAGAGGACAUUCUAUGGGACAUACCGCAUAUUUGCCAAAUAAAGAUAUGCAUUAUAUGACUAAAGCUCAAAUGCUUGCUCAAAUGGAUACAUGUAUGGGUGGUCGCGCUGCAGAAGAACUUACAUUUGGAAUUGAUAAAGUUACAUCUGGAGCUUCAAAUGAUUUUAAUAAUGCAACAGAGAUUGCUGAAGCUAUGGUAAAAAAAUAUGGUAUGUCAGAAAAAGUUGGUUUUAGAGUACAUAAAGAUAUUGACGGAGAACAUAUUAAUUAUAGUUCUACUACAAAUGAGUUGGUUGAUGAUGAAAUAAAAAGACUUUUACAGGAAUCUUAUGACAGAGCAAAAACAAUUUUAAAAAAUCAUAGUAAAGAACAUAAACUAAUUGCAGAGGCUUUAAUAAAAUAUGAAACAUUGGAUGUAGAAGAUGUUAAAACACUUCUUAGUGGAAAUAAACUACGAUACGAAACUAAAAAUGAUAUAAACCGAAAAGUAGUAGACGUACCAAAUAAUGUUAUGUAAUAUAUUAUUUUUGAGAA
This is a messenger RNA of Ceratosolen solmsi marchali, 2715 nucleotides long. It is a transcript of the gene YME1L, whose product is annotated as ATP-dependent zinc metalloprotease YME1L. Gene Ontology annotation, molecular function: ATP binding; ATP-dependent peptidase activity; ATP hydrolysis activity. Gene Ontology annotation, biological process: protein quality control for misfolded or incompletely synthesized proteins; mitochondrion organization. The record is from RefSeq and is a predicted model, not a curated record. Gene Ontology annotation, cellular component: mitochondrial inner membrane. NCBI's taxonomy places the organism in Eukaryota, Metazoa, Arthropoda, Insecta, Hymenoptera, Agaonidae. Bases 413 to 2698 code for a protein of 761 amino acids. The transcript is spliced from 12 exons.